UGUAUCCACUGACAAUCUCUGGAGGAAGUUAGUGUCUCCGGCUGCAGCGAGUAACAACCUCAGCUCCUCCCGGGCGGCUCUCACUCUCUGACGGGGAGGAAUAGCAGCUCUUCUCGGCGCAUCUUCUCCACGGAUUUAGUCUCUUUUCAGUCGUGCUGUUUGCUUUUUCCGCACACCACCUGGACAGUUUCAAUCGUAUUUUUUCGACCCGCCAGUGCAAAUCUUUGACUUCACCUGUUGCCCGGGGAUGGUGAGAAUCACGGCGCAUAUGUGAGAAUCUCCGCGUCAGUUAAAGAAAAUCACAGCCUUCCUGUUACAUCUUCUAUUUGUCAUUAGUUUAGAUAUAUCGGUAAGUAUCGCGGGCAUGGAUCUGAGACCGGAGCUCCCCUCAGUUUCUUCUGCUUCCCAAGUCCACCCGGGAGCCGCAGCGGCGGCCGCAGCAGCCUCCAUUCCGGUGUCAAUGGCCGGUAACCUGCUGCGCGGCCCUCCGCUCCUCCUGCGCGCGGCCGACAAGUACCCGCGCACCCCGAAGUGCGCCCGCUGCCGGAACCACGGCGUGGUGUCCGCGCUGAAAGGCCACAAGCGCUACUGCCGGUGGAAGGACUGCAUGUGCGCCAAGUGCACCCUGAUCGCGGAGAGGCAGCGGGUGAUGGCGGCGCAGGUGGCGCUGCGGCGGCAGCAGGCGCAGGAAGAGAACGAAGCCCGGGAGCUGCAGCUGCUCUACGGCACUGCGGAGGGACUGGCCCUGGCCGCCGCCAAUGGCAUCAUCCCGCCGCGUCCGAGCUACGAGGUGUUCAGCUCCGUCAACAGCGAGAGCAACUCUGAUUCAAGCAUCCAGAAGUAUGAGCUGUUCCCAAAGAGCCAGCUGGCCGGGUCUUCCACACCUCAGCAGGCUGCAGGGAAGCCCGCUUCCACCGAGAGCGACUCGGCCCCAGGCAUCUCCUCCCCGGACGGACGGCACGGUUCCGGUUCAGAGAACGGCGACAGCGAGUCUUUCAUCAGCUCCCCGGUGUCAAAGCCUCUGAAGGACGGAGAGGAAACUCCGGGCUCCGUCAGCUCCCUUGGCUCUGAUUCGGGCUCUGAGACCGACAAGGACGAGCAGGAGCCCUCCCCGUCCUCCGCGGCCUCCCGGCACAUGAACGCCAUCGACAUCCUGACCCGAGUGUUUCCCACACACAAGCGCAGCGUCCUGGAGCUGGUGCUGCAGGGCUGCGGCAAAGACGUGGUGCAGGCCAUCGAGCAGAUCCUCAACAACAGCGGCGCGCAGGGCCCCAAUAAAGCCGGGCCAGACGAGACGUGGACUGCGGAGAGGCUCCUCCAGAGCGCCCAGCAGCCCCCGCCGGCCUCUGCCACCACAACAGCCCCGACUCGGCCCAUGCUCCCCGGCGCCAUGACGCUGAGCAACCGCUCCGCGUUUUCUCCCCUGCAGCCAAACGCCCCGCACUUCGGCGCGGACCCCAGCACGUACCCUCUGGGUACCCACCUGGGACUGAACCCGCUGCGGCUGGCAUACUCUGCGCACAGCCGGGGCCUGGCUUUCAUGACGCCCUACUCCACCACCGGGCUGAUGCCCACCUUGGGCUUCAGGCCCCCGAUGGACUACGCGUUCAGCGACCUGAUAAGGGACAGGACGAUGCUGCACAAGGAGCAGAGCUACGCCAGCGGCCUGUACGGCCCGCUGGUCAACAACACGCCAGAUAAGCAGUGAGACUGGUGGACCUUUCAGUGAGAUACAUUCCAGUGUAUUUGUAGCCAAAAGUGUUGAAAUCUGUGAUGUGUUUUGGCUACAGGCUGCUGUACAUAAUAGGAUUAUCUGGCUUGUAGUCAAUUGCUCUACGAGGGGAACAAACAAACAAAACACAAAAACAAACAAACAAACAAAAAAAAAACAUA
Molecule: messenger RNA, 1893 nt
Organism: Salarias fasciatus (jewelled blenny)
Lineage: Eukaryota; Metazoa; Chordata; Actinopteri; Blenniiformes; Blenniidae
Gene: dmrta2
Product: DMRT-like family A2
Exons: 2
Coding region: 365-1708 (447 amino acids)
Biological process (GO): sex differentiation; germ cell development; regulation of transcription by RNA polymerase II
Cellular component (GO): nucleus
Molecular function (GO): protein binding; RNA polymerase II cis-regulatory region sequence-specific DNA binding; DNA-binding transcription factor activity, RNA polymerase II-specific
Source: RefSeq, a predicted model, not a curated record